Messenger RNA from Petromyzon marinus (sea lamprey), 527 nucleotides. RefSeq names its product ubiquinol-cytochrome c reductase, complex III subunit XI (gene UQCR11). The record is from RefSeq and is a predicted model, not a curated record. Gene Ontology annotation, biological process: mitochondrial electron transport, ubiquinol to cytochrome c. Gene Ontology annotation, cellular component: mitochondrial inner membrane. Lineage: Eukaryota; Metazoa; Chordata; Hyperoartia; Petromyzontiformes; Petromyzontidae.
UCCUCUACCGGUUACGGAAGAUUAAUUAAAAAAAAACAGGCGCCGACUUUCAUCUUCCGGAAGAGUCUCCGCCGGUUUUCUCAGCGCUGCAGCGAUGGUGUCCUCCGUGGUCGCGAAAUUGCUCGGCCCCAGCCUGGCGCAGGGCCUCAAACUGUGGAUCCCUUCAGGGGCGACGUGGGGAGGAGUUUGCGGAGUGACGCUUGUCUACCUAACCGACUGGAGGCUCAUCCUCGACUACGUGCCAUAUGUCAAUGGCAAGUUCAGCGAGAAAGACUGAAGGAGCUCCGCAGGGGAUAUGAAGCAUCAGCCAACGCUUGUACGGGAUUUCUCCAGGCUGCGUCUCCAUCCACCGUUCACUAUGCUUGGCUUCGCCGGAAAUGGGUGCAGCGUUUUCCCCCCUUAACAAAUAACAUGGCUAAUCUGUGACUGGUUUCUCUAUUUAAAAGUCCAGAUAAACAACAUUUACUUUCAACUACUGUGCUGUAUUUAGAAACUUGCUUUGAAAAUAAAAUGUAUUUACUGGCCAA